Leptomonas pyrrhocoris is the source of this 3057-nucleotide messenger RNA. RefSeq names its product small nuclear ribonucleoprotein component-like protein. Gene Ontology annotation, molecular function: GTP binding; GTPase activity; U5 snRNA binding. Gene Ontology annotation, cellular component: U4/U6 x U5 tri-snRNP complex; U2-type catalytic step 2 spliceosome; cytosol. Gene Ontology annotation, biological process: mRNA splicing, via spliceosome. Bases 1 to 3057 code for a protein of 1018 amino acids. The transcript has a single exon. The record is from RefSeq and is a predicted model, not a curated record. NCBI's taxonomy places the organism in Eukaryota, Euglenozoa, Kinetoplastea, Trypanosomatida, Trypanosomatidae.
AUGGACUUCGGGUAUGACGAGAAUGGCAACCGCACCACCGCGGACCGUGACGCUGACAGCAACGAGGAGAACGCGCAGGCGCAAUCCGCGCACGACUCCGACAACGGGGUCACCCCGCAGCCGUACGGAGCGGAGGAAGACACUGAUCAUCGUCACAACCACCAACGUCCACAGCAGAACGGUGACACCGACUCCAGCUCCGACUUCAGCGAUGAUGUUGAGCUCAUUAUCGGCGAAGAAGGCACGCAGGCGCUGCACCAGCCGCUGGUAGACCAGAAUGAAGUGGUGCAGCCGUCUGGCCUGCGCAACGCAAACCGCAAAGAAGCGGGAUUCCUCUUAGAGAACCGCCAUGCCGGAAAGGACGGCGCUGCCACCGCGUCAUCGGCGUCGCCGCUGCUCAUCGAAGGCGGUCGACGGCCGACCUCAACGCAGCAGACGUACAUGGACGUCUUGGCCUCCCUCCCGGACCGCAUGCGUAACUUCGUCCUUGUCGGCUCUCUUCACCACGGCAAGACCUCGUUGGUGGAGAUCCUUCUCGCGGAGAAGCCCUACCACAAACGGAAAGAUGAGGAGGAUCGUGAAAUGACGCUGAAGAGUCACGUCAUCACUACCGUCGCGGGUGGCGCCGCUUUGCAGCCGACGUCGCGGCAGCUCACGAUCAUCGACACGCCGGGACAUCCCGAUUUAAUCGGGGAAGCCGCGGCGGGCAUGCGGCUGGCGGACGCUGUCCUCUUCUGUGUCGAUGCGGCAGAGUCACUCAGCGAUCACGGCGCGCAGCUGCUCCGCCACGCCGUGGUGCAGGAACAACUGCCGGUGGUCCUCGUACUCACCAAAGUGGACCGCCUCAUGGUGGACCUGAAGCUGCCCCCGUUGGAUGCGUAUCGAAAGCUGCGCAUGGUCGUGGACACGGUGAACAACGUUAUUGCCAGCUGCGGCACCACCUACGACGCCUACCUCGUCUCGCCUGAGCGCGGCACCGUCUGCUUCGCCUCUGCCAGGUUGGGCCUCUUCCUUUCCCUCGAAACGUUUGCUCUGAAGUACGCCGCCGUCUUCCCUGGCCUCAACGCGGCCGCCCUCGCCACGAAGUUCUGGGGCCAGAUCACGUACGAGAAGAAGACCUUUCGCAAGAUUACGACUUUCAGACAGAGGCCCAGCUUCGUGCAGUUCGUGCUGGAGCCGCUGUACAAAAUUGUUGCCCACGCGGUGACGGGCGACGGAGGCGAGACCUUGUCCAGCAGCUUGACAGCGCUGCCGCGAUCACCCCUGUCGGCCACGCAAGAGGCAAUUCGGCAUUUCUGUGGCGCGCCGACCGGCGACUCCCUCGACGCGCUCCUCAGCGUGCUGCCGCCACCGAUGGCGCGAUCGCAGUGGCUGGCGGAGCGCUACGGUGCCGGGGCCUUGUGUGCUUCCUCUUCCGACGAAACAGCAUCAGCGGCGCACUCGCACCCUCCUGCGGACGAUUUAGUCAUUGCGGUGGCAUCGCUGCAGCGCGUCUUCGACACGAAGAGCACUCUUGCGGCGGUGGUGCGUGUGGCGCACGGUACCCUGGUGUCGAACAGCCGGCCGAGCAAUCACCCGUCUGCCUCGACAGCCGACAAGAGCCGCCAGCGACUCAUCGCGUUUGACGAGUUCAGCAGCGACGCCGACCCGUACUACGAGGUGGAGGUGCAAGAGAUCUUUCUACGCACCGUGGAGGACGGCUUUCUCCCCGUGCAGCGCGCCACUGCCGGGCAGACCGUCUACGUCACCGGCCUUCCAGCUCGCGCAGGAUCGCACUUUGUGUUGGUCGGCGGUCGUGCAGCGGCGACGGUGCUGGCAGAAGACGAAGGCGCCGCUGGGCCGAUUGCGUCAUCCUCCUCUUUCGCCGCCCCGCUGAUCUCGUCGGAGUGGGUGGAGCAGGUGAAGGUGUACCCUCUGGGCGUGGCGCCGCCGCUGCUGCACGUCGCCGUCGAGGUGCGCGACCCCGCCAAGGCAGUCAGCGUGCAGGACGGUCUCCACGUGCUUCUGCGGACGUCCCCCGGGUUGGACGUGCGUAAAGAAGAGACGGGCGAGUACACGGUGAGUGGGUUUGGUGAGUUGCAGCUGGACACCGCCCUGCACGAGUUGCGGCACGGCCUGUGCGCCGGUGCGCCGGUGGGCAUCUCGCAGCCGUUCGUUACGUUUUCGGAAACGGUGAACGACGCGGCGGGUUUGCUGGCGAUGACCGGGACACGGAAUAAUUCGAUUGGCUUUGUGAGCGGCACGCUGCCGCGUUCGUUUACGCAGGCCGUCGAGUACAAGCAGCUCGACUUGUUUCCUCCGUCGGUGGAGGGGGAGAGCGGUGCCGGACAGCGGCAGACGCGGAAGCUGUGGACUGUGCUACGCAACGACUACGGCUUUGACGCGCUGGACGCGCAGCACAUUCUCGCCGCAGGCCCCGAUGCCACGAAAGGUCCGAGCAUUCUCAUAGACGACACCCUGCCAGAGGAGACCCACCACGCUUUCAAGGACGCACAUCAGCGCGCCAUCAUUUCCGCCUUCCGCACCACGAUGGCCGCCGGACCUCUCGUCGGCGAGGUGGUGCGCGGUGUUGGGGCGAAGCUGAUCUUCGCGGACAUCGACGCCUCGACCAGAGACGCGGUGGUGCUGUCGAAUUCGCGCACGGCGCUGCGCCACGCCCUCUUCGGUGCCCGACCUCGUCUGAUGGAGCCGGUGCUGGCGGCUGAGAUCUUGUGCGCGCCGGAGUGCGUGCCGCAGCUCGGAGAAAUCUUGCAGCAGCGGCGGGGCGCGUUGCUGGGCGAGGAGCUCGUCGCCGCCACGACGCUGGUGCGUGCCCGUGCCCUGGUGCCGGCCAUGGACAGCUUUGGAUUAGAGACGCAGAUCCGCAUGCUGACUCACGGACAGGCGUUCCCGCUGUUCCGUUUUCAUCAGUGGGAUGUCGUGCCAGGCGAUCCGUUUGACGCGAGUAUCCACGUCGGACCGCUCGAGCCCGCGAGGAGCUAUCAGCUGGCCCGCGAUUUUGUGUUGAAGACGCGGUUCCGCAAAGGUUUGCCGCUGAACAUGCUCUCCGAUCUCUAA